ACAUGUUUUCUUUAUUAUCGAAAAAUAACAUCGAUCAUCUCAAAUGUUGCGUUAUGUGUGACAUCAUCAUAAACAGCUUGAAAUGCUAUUUGGGCGGGAACGUCGCUGUGUUUACCGCUGUGCCGGGUUCCGCAGGUGAUGUCCGCGCCAUCAGUCCAGUCCUCCAGUCCAGCGGGCGGCGUCACACUCUCUCCUGCGCUCUGUGUGAUCCGUGAGCGCCCAGUGUAAAAGAAGAGGAGGCCUGUUUAAUUUCUCGCCCUCUGGUAGCGAAGUUCGCGUCCGCUCAAAGUCGCUCGUUUGACAUCGGGCUCAUGUCGAAGGACGGCCGGCACGAUGGACGCCGGCGCGGCGCGGGUCAGCAGCACCGGCUCGGGCUGAGGUCGGGUCAGAGCGGGGACGGUAGAGACAGGUCGGCCAGUAACAGCUCUGGAUCAUCUCAUGGAGGAGGGAAAGGCAGGAAUACGCCCAUCAGUAUAGCCCUAAAGGCCUCUUUCCAGCGGUCCAACAGCCAUGACAAGGUGAGGAAGAUCGUGGCAGAGGAAGGCCGGGCUGCUCGAAACCUCAUCGCAUGGAGCGUCCCAGUGGAGAGCAAGGAGGAAGAGGCUAAAACGAAGAAUCAUGGUAACAGCAAUGCAAGAGCUCAACGAAUCAACUCCGGGCUCCACAGGAACAAAAAGCAGAACUCAGUACUGGACUGCAAAAAUGCACCUGGGUCGAUACUGGACAAAGGACCUGAGAAGAGCCCCACCAAAACUAGACAGCCACGGAAGGUGGACCUCCGAGCACGAUAUUGGGCCUUCCUGUUCGAUAACCUACGGAGAGCAGUGGAUGAGAUCUACGUCACCUGCGAAUCCGACCAGAGCGUGGUGGAGUGCAAGGAGGUGCUGAUGAUGUUGGAUAACUAUGUCCGAGACUUCAAAGCUCUAAUUGACUGGAUCCAACUACAGGAGAAGCUGGAAAAAACAGACGCUCAGAACAGACCCACGUCUUUGGCUUGGGAAGUCCGAAAGAUGUCACCAGGGCGACAUGUAAUGUCCAGCCCCUCGUCAGACCGUAUUGUUCCAUCACCUGGCGUUCGCCGUGCCCUCAAUUUUGGGGGGCCCCCACCAACUUUGGCUGUGGCCCGUCUCUCCCACACUGGACCAAGCUGGGCUGACCGAGUCAAGUGUUCCCAGUCCCUUCCUGUCCCCAGCCCAAGUGUCAACGUCCCUGCUGAAAAACCAGCAAAGAAAGAUGCAGAGGGCUGGGAGACGGUGCAGCGCGGGCGUUCCAUGAGGCCACGCUCCAACACCAUGGUGGCCAAGGUAAGCCCCGUUCUGGCCCACGUAAGCCCCAAAGACGACAGCGACAAGGAGAACCAGCGCAUCCAGCCCUCACCCCAGGAAAAAUCUCAGGAGGUGAGGGAGCAAGAGCAACCCGCACCCCAAGAGCAGAGCCAAGAGACGGAAAAGACCCCCGUCAUCGAGCCCCCGGCAGAAAAUAUUGAAGAGCCAGGGCAGAGUUUCAGCGCCCCCACUGAGGACCCGCCACCCCCCACCUCUGACCCCACGCCACCCCCUACCACUCCGCCUUUGCAGGCCCAGUGCCCGGAAUUGGAUUCCGAUCCAGGUCCUCCUCCCGUAACCAUUUCCCAACCAGAGGAGCCGGGUACUGGGCAAGCCAAGGUAGAGCAGGGGAUGGAGGGGUCGGUGUGGAAGGUCGCAGCACCGUCGGCAAAAGCGGAGGCAGCCGUCUACGUUCCCCUGGCAGCGAUGACGCUGGAGUGCAUGCUGGACCCCACAGAACUUUCCACCCCCCAAUCCAUGGCUGAAGUUUUGGCUAAGAAGGAAGAGCUGGCCGAUCGCCUGGAAAAAGCUAACGAAGAGGCAAUCGCGAGUGCCAUCGCUGAGGAGGAACAACUGACACGGGAGAUCCAAGCGGAAAACAACGAACUGGAGACUGACAACGAGAGCGACUUCUCGGCAAGUAUCGGGAGUGGAAGUUGUGGCUUGAAUUUAGACUGGAGCGAGAUGCUAGCUGAUUAUGACGCUCGAGAGCCCUGGCGUCAGAGCACCUCCUGGGGUGACAUGGUGGAGGAGGAGCCGUCUCGCCCGCCGGGUCAUGGCAUUCACAUGCAUGAGAAGCUGUCUUCUCCGUCACGCAAACGAACCAUUGCAGAGUCGAAGAAGAAACAUGAAGAGAAACAACUCAAAGCCCAGCAGCUCCGAGACAAACUGAGAGAGGAGAAGACCCACAAGCUGCAGAAACUUUUGGAAAGGGAGAAGGAGGUGAGGAAAUGGAAAGAGGAGCUGUUGGAUCAGAGGAGGAGGAUGAUGGAGGAAAAGCUGCUUCAUGCCGAAUUCAAGCGAGAGCUUCAACUCCAGGCCAUCGUGAAGAAAGCACAGGAAGAGGAGGCGAAGGUGAAUGAGAUUGCUUUUAUCAACACUUUGGAAGCCCAGAACAAGAGACAUGACGUUUUGGCAAAACUGAACGAAUAUGAACAACGACUUAAUGAGUUGCAGGAGGAACGCCAGCGCAGACAGGAAGAAAAGCAAGCUAGGGAUGAAGCUGUUCAGGAGCGUAAGAGGGCCUUGGAGGCAGAGCGGCAGGCGCGGGUGGAGGAGCUUCUGAUGAAGAGACGAGAACAAGAAGCCAGAAUUGAGCAACAACGGCAGGAAAAGGAGAGGGCGAGGGAAGACGCAGCUCGGGAGAGAGCCAGGGACCGUGAGGAGCGUUUGGCUGCUCUUAGUGCAGCUCAACAGGAAGCCAUGGAAGAACUACAGAAGAAAAUCCAAAUGAAGCAUGACGAGAGCAGCCGUAGACACAUGGAGCAGAUCGAGCAGAGGAAAGAAAAGGCCGCGGAGCUGAGCAGCGGAAGACACGCCAACACCGACUACGCCCCCAAACUCACCCCUUAUGAACGGAAGAAGCAGUGCUCACUCUGUAAUGUUGUGAUCACCUCUGAGGUCCACCUGUUCAGUCACAUUAAGGGAAAGAGGCACCAGCAGGCAGUGCGGGACAGCAGCAGCAUUCAAGGACGGGAGCUGUCCGACGAGGAGGUGGAACACCUGUCUUUAAAAAAGUACAUCGUAGACAUCGUGACUGACAGCAGCGUGCCCUCCGACAAUGCGAAAGAGGGAGAAGAGAGGCAGAAAGCUCGGAAAAAGGCCAAGAAGCUGCGGGCACGCAUGAACUCAAGGGCUAAGGAGUAUGAGACAUGCAUGGAGGCCAAGACCCAGACCCCCGACUCUCCUUACAAGGCGAAACUUCAGCGUCUGGUGAAGGAUCUAGUAAAGCAGCAGCAGGGGCAGGACAGCGGCCAGUGGGCCAGUAACAAAGUGUCCGGCCUGGACAGAACCCUGGGAGAAAUCUCUCGCAUUCUGGAGAAACAGAAUAAUGCAGAUCAGGUAGCGUUUCAGGUAGGAGGGGGUUUGACCGCACUGGAACAGAUCCUACAGGUUGUCACCGCAGCCUCCAGUCCCACAGCAGUCCCCCGUAUUCCUCACAAGUCCCUCUGCGCUGCCGUGAACACGUAUUACCUGUCCUGCGUACGCUGCCACAACAACUGUUCCUAUGUUCUCUACAGCAACAAAAUUACCUUUCUCAUGGACAUUCUCCUCCAUCAGUUAACACUCUUCGUGCCAGAUGAGGACAAGUCCAUCUUCGGGCGCAGUGUCAAUAAGCAGAUCUUUGAAGGUUUGACUACAGGACUUCUGCAGACAAUUGCAACAGUGCUGGGGCAGUUGCAUCCUCCAAAUUUGGAUGGAGAUGCUCCACGUAUAUGCUCUCCGGAUGCCAAGAGCAGACCUGUUGCCAGUGAGAACUUCAACACACGUGCUCAAGAUCUCAUAAGCUAUGUGGUGAACAUGGGCUUAAUCGACAAGCUCUACGGCUGUUUCCUGUCCAUACAAGGGCCGAUUGACGAGAGUCCCAAGAUGGCUGCCUUUCUCGAGCAAGCCACGGCUUUUCUCCAUGGGAUGUGCAAGUUGUGUUUUGCUGUGACUGGUCGAUCCCUGAGCGUCUUUGACAACAAACGUCAGGACCCCACCGGUUUGACGGCCCUCCUGCAGAGCACCGACCUGGUGGGCGUCCUCCACAUGCUGUACUGCAUCCUGCUCCACAGUGCCCCUCCUGACGCUCUCUCAGCCGGCCCCGUGGGCCCCCAGGAGCCCUACAGCCCCAGUGUCAUCCAGGUGGCCCUCCAGGGACUGCGCUUCCUCAACACCUUCGCCCUACUGGACCUCUCAGCCUUCCAGGGUGUUUUAGGAGCCGAGGGUCUGUCUCUGGCCUUCAGGCACAUUGUGAGUUCUCUGCUGUGGUACUGCUCUCAACAUAGCUCUGAGGAACUGCUCCAUGAGCUCAUCAUCUGCAUCGGCUACUUCACUGUCAACCACCCUGACAACCAGGUGAUUGUGCAGUCUGGCCGCCAGCCCAGCGUGUUGCAGAAACUGUGUCAGCUGCCAUUCCAGUAUUUCAGCCACCCGCGACUCAUCAAAGUGCUCUUCCCCUCGCUCAUCUGCGCCUGCUACAAUAACCUGCAGAACAAGGUCAUCCUGCAACAGGAAAUGAGCUGUGUGCUGCUAGCCACCUUUAUACAGGACUGUGCAACCAACGAGAACCAAUCGGACAGCAAAGCUUCACAUCCAGAGAAGGGCCUGGCUCCUCUGGACUACUGCGAGCUCUCCAACCGCUUCCCCAGAGACCAGUGGGACGCCGCACUUCAGUUCUUCCUCAAGAAGCAAGAGGAGUGAGCGAGCGCAGAGCAGUCGUUUACAAGAGCACAUUACACACAUUCACGAUAAGCCGAAAUGUACACUUUACAGUGCAAAGCUGUGCCGGAGGGGGUUUAGGGUACGAACGAUGCCGGUAAUCAGACCUUCAUCCAAGCCGUCAAUCAGUAGUGAGGCAUUCCUAGUAAUUAUCCAGUAACUCUAUGUUAACGUAUAUCUUAGCGCACACUGAAAUUAUACUGACUUGUAUUUCUAAGCAAUAGAAUGUUUACAGGAUUUUACCUUAAAUACAUUUUUGGACACAUUCAUAGUGAUCUUGUGUUUCACAAAAGAGCAAGUCCCUUUCUAAGCUUUCUGCAGUUUUCAGAUUGAAGAAUUUUCUGGUUAGUUUAAAUGUUAAGUUUGAGUUUGACUGUAAUUGUGUUGUUUUGUAAAUAAAAGAUAUUGAGGAAUGAUGGAGAAUAAACAGAAGCACUCGUUUAAUUUAAGGAGAAUGACGAGUUACCUCAUCCAUGGUUUUCUUGUUCCAAUUUGUUUCUAUGCAUAAAGUGGAGGAUUCUUCCUGUAGCUGACGUUUUGAUUUUUAAUCAAUUCUGUUGUUGUUGUUGUUGUUGUGAUUCUUUGCUUGUUCGCUUUUUUUA
Molecule: messenger RNA, 5350 nt
Organism: Labeo rohita (rohu)
Lineage: Eukaryota; Metazoa; Chordata; Actinopteri; Cypriniformes; Cyprinidae
Gene: scaper
Product: S-phase cyclin A-associated protein in the ER
Exons: 31
Coding region: 312-4730 (1472 amino acids)
Molecular function (GO): zinc ion binding; nucleic acid binding
Source: RefSeq, a predicted model, not a curated record